Triticum aestivum (bread wheat) is the source of this 338-nucleotide messenger RNA. RefSeq names its product protein trichome birefringence-like 11. The record is from RefSeq and is a predicted model, not a curated record. Gene Ontology annotation, molecular function: O-acetyltransferase activity. The transcript has a single exon. Gene Ontology annotation, cellular component: Golgi apparatus. NCBI's taxonomy places the organism in Eukaryota, Viridiplantae, Streptophyta, Magnoliopsida, Poales, Poaceae. The coding region runs from base 63 to 338 and encodes 91 amino acids.
UGUUGCUUUGCAGGGGCACAAAUGGCGGGCGCUGCGGCAAGGAGACGCUGCCGGAGCUGAACAUGACCCGAAUCUCGCUGGGCCGGUGGCCGGGAAUGCUGCAGCCGGCGUUUGGGGGACCGGAAUCGGCCGUCGUCAGGGACCUGCGUCUGCGUGUGAUGAACGUGACGCAGAUGACGGCGCACAGGAGGGACGGCCACCCGGCGGUGUACAAUGUGGAGCCGUCGGCGAGGAUGCCGGUGGGGCAGAGGGAGGACUGCAGCCACUGGUGCCUGCCGGGUGUGCCCGACGCGUGGAACGAGCUCCUCUACGCCAUGGUUCUCGCCAGGCUUUCUUAG